This is a messenger RNA of Urocitellus parryii (Arctic ground squirrel), 1117 nucleotides long. It is a transcript of the gene Cebpe, whose product is annotated as CCAAT enhancer binding protein epsilon. Lineage: Eukaryota; Metazoa; Chordata; Mammalia; Rodentia; Sciuridae. The record is from RefSeq and is a predicted model, not a curated record. Gene Ontology annotation, molecular function: RNA polymerase II cis-regulatory region sequence-specific DNA binding; DNA-binding transcription factor activity, RNA polymerase II-specific. Gene Ontology annotation, biological process: DNA-templated transcription; myeloid cell differentiation; regulation of transcription by RNA polymerase II.
GGGCAGAUCUAGGGCAGGGGGAGAUCGACAGAAGGCAAGCUAAGCAUCCUAAGGGGUGCCCCAAGAGCAGGGCCCAGGGGCGGGGAGCCAAAGGGGCGGGCCGGCCAUGUCCCACGGGACCUACUAUGAGUGUGAGCCCCGGGGUGGCCAUCAGCCACUUGAGUUCUCAGAGGGCCGAGCCGGGCCUGGGGAGCUGGGGGACAUGUGUGAGCAUGAGGCCUCCAUCGACCUCUCUGCCUACAUCGAGUCUGGGGAGGAACAACUACUCUCCGACCUCUUUGCCAUGAAGCCAGCGCCUGAGACCCGAGGCCUUAAGGUCCCUGGAACUCCUGCCUUUCCCCACUACCUGCCGCCUGACCCGCGACCCUUCGCCUAUCCCCCACAUACCUUCGGCCCAGAUAGGAAGGCGUUGGGACCUGGCAUCUACAGCAGCCCAGGGAACUACGACCCCAGGGCUGUGGCCGUGAAGGAGGAGCCUCGGGGGCCAGAGGGUAGCCGAGGCAUUAGUCGAGGCAGCUACAAUCCCCUGCAGUACCAAGUGGCACACUGUGGGCAGACAGCCAUGCACCUGCCCCCAACCCUGGCAGCACCCGGCCAGCCCCUGCGUGUCCUCAAGGCCCCUCUGGCUGCUGCCGCGCCCCCCUGCAGUCCCCUUCUCAAGGCGCCCUCUCCAGCCGGCCCCUCGCACAAGGGCAAGAAAGCAGUGAAUAAAGACAGCCUGGAGUAUAGGCUGCGGCGGGAACGCAACAACAUCGCAGUGCGCAAGAGCCGGGACAAGGCCAAGAGGCGGAUUUUAGAGACACAACAGAAGGUGUUGGAGUACAUGGCGGAAAAUGAGCGCCUGCGCAGCCGUGUUGAGCAGCUCACCCAGGAGCUGGACACCCUUCGCAACCUCUUUCGCCAGAUCCCUGAGGCUGCCAACCUCAUCAAGGGUGUAGGGGGCUGCAGCUGAAUCUGACUGGUGGACUGUGGGCACUAGACCCCUGGCUUGACCCUGGAGAUCUUUACUCUGCUGGGACCCUAGACCUUCACAGACCAAAUCCAAGACCAUUGACAAUGGCAGCUGAUGGCUAAGGAAGGCAGGACCCAUAAUGAUUCUGAAUAAAUUGCACUGUGA